CUAUCUCGACGAACGCAGGUUCGAAUCACGGAGUCCGAGGAAUUGCUUGUGAGAGAUUGAAGAUUGUGCUUGAAGAAAAAAAGGAAAGGAGAUCAAAAUGGCGAAAAGAUACGCAUUGGACGACCUAUCCAGCCUGGACAAGAAAAUCGACGCCAGGGCGCACGAUCUGUUUAAAGAGAAGAAGGGGCACGCCGGGCUACAAGUCACGCGGGUUUUCAGACGGAAAAGCUCCAAGGGAGUUGGAGAGAAGAAUUGUUUCGUAAAGAAUCUAGAUGUGUGCGACUCAUCGCAAGUGGAGGGGAUGCGUGAAAACAACCAAGAUGAUAUGCAGCUCUACACCAUCCGACAAGACCGCUCGUGGACAACGUUGAAUAUAUCGCGUGACUUGUUCCAAUGCUUCACGGCGGCGCAUGGUAUCAUGGCUCCGUUCUGGAAGCAUGUUUUUACGUUUGGGCGGAAGAGUGAGGAGAAUGAGUUUCAGUUUCCGCAGUUCUGUCGGCGGCGGAGAACGGAUUCUGGGGUGAAAGUGCAUGAGUAUGCGUAUAUGUUGCGUCGAGUAGAGUUGAAUGGGCGGGCCCAUACCGAGGAUGAUAACCCGUGGUCUAUUCGACAGACUGCUGUUUAUCACCGGCUCUCGGCGCCCAAAACUCAAUCGCUCAAAUCAACUUUCUUGCUCAUUGCUCCGUCUGAGAACGUCGAGGAUCAGUUCGGGAGAUGUUUGAGUCAGAGCAAUGCUGAGGAUGGGAUGGCAUUGAGUCCAUGGAACGUGCAUCGGAUUCUCGUAGCUGAUAGCUUGAGGGGGUGGAUGGAUUAUAUGGCCUAUUUGGAGAAGGGAUUAAAGGAACAGUCGGAUCACAUAGUCCUCGCCUCAGUAGGGGACGACAAAGUCAAUUUGUCUCCGUUGACAGACUUCGUCAUCAAUUUCGACAACCGUCAACAGCUGAAGAUAAUCGAGGAUCAGGUUCUUGAUCUUCAAGUCAUUCUUCCGGGGAUGCUGGACGCUGUUGAGCAAUUGCUGAGAGAGUUUUCGAGCUUCCAGACUGAGGAGGAUGGAGAGUUGAAUGCUAUUGUGGGAGAGUUUGAGGAGUAUGUUAGGGAGGUGAAGAUGCUGGUUGAGAGAUCGAAGGCUUUGAAUGAUAUGGCCAGGUCGACUGCUAGACUGUUAUCUGACCUCCUCAGCUAUGAAGAAGCAGUCUCACUCAAAAAGUUGAGCAUCGAAACACAAAUAGAAAGCAAGUCAAUGUGUCACUUAGCAGAAAAAAGCACCAAAGACGCAGCAGCAGUCAAAAUCCUAACAGUAAUAACACUAAUCUACCUCCCCACCACCAUCGUAGCCAACUUCUUCUCCACCCAAUUUGUCCAAACAACCGACGGCCACAUGAAUGUCGCCCCCAACGUUUGGCUCCUAGCCGCCAUCGCCGUCCCAUUAACACUCCUCACCAUCCUCCUCUGGUGGACCUGGGUACAUUUCACCGAAGUGAAACCCAUGUUUAACCCAUUGCAACCCGGGACCGUGACAUUACAGCGACAGCAUAGUUUCAGAUCUAUGGUGUCGUCUAAGAAGAGUAGGCAGAAACAGGGGGAUUUGGAGAUGGGGAUGAGUUUUCAGGUGCCGCCGAUGCUGCCGGUGAGGGGAUCGCCGACUUCGACGUGGAAUUCGCAGGCGAGUACUGUGAAGAUUGGGUAGAUUAAAUUGUGCUGUAUAUUUCCUCUGCUUCCGAAUUAUGUGCCCGAGUUGUGAGAAUGAAACUUUGUCGCCCGUGUGAACGAGAAACUGUACGACGAAAAUAUGCAGGCACUCGCCCAGGCUCUCGGUCGGCGUUUCGCUCCACUGGAAGAAAGCCUGAGUUGUGUGCCCUGGAAAUGCACUAAUCACUAAUCACCCACACCAAUUCCCACCCCGG
Molecule: messenger RNA, 1904 nt
Organism: Mollisia scopiformis
Lineage: Eukaryota; Fungi; Ascomycota; Leotiomycetes; Helotiales; Mollisiaceae
Exons: 7
Coding region: 98-1687 (529 amino acids)
Source: RefSeq, a predicted model, not a curated record